Pochonia chlamydosporia 170 is the source of this 1557-nucleotide messenger RNA. Its product is annotated as MFS general substrate transporter. The coding region runs from base 1 to 1557 and encodes 518 amino acids. Gene Ontology annotation, biological process: transmembrane transport. Lineage: Eukaryota; Fungi; Ascomycota; Sordariomycetes; Hypocreales; Clavicipitaceae. Gene Ontology annotation, cellular component: membrane. Gene Ontology annotation, molecular function: transmembrane transporter activity. The transcript has 4 exons. The record is from RefSeq and is a predicted model, not a curated record.
AUGGCGAAAGAUGCAAACAAAUCGGAGAAGGCCUCAGUCCGCCAACAUGAGGCGAGUGACGUUGAGACUCCGUCAACACCCAGCCUCAAUGUCGGGUAUUACAACGAAUGCAUAGAGGCGUUCACGCCCAAGGAACAGAGGAAAAUCAUCCAUAAGAUUGACAGACGACUCGUCAUUACGCUGGGCCUUCUGUACUCCGUGUCUCUCAUGGACCGUCUCAACUUGGGCGUUGCGAUGAUUUCAGGCAUGUCCGUCGAUUUGGAUCUGUAUGACACUCGCUACUCCGUCGUUGUGCUCCUGUUCUUUGUACCAUACGUGCUGUUUCAGCCGGUAGCAACUGUGGUGCUUCGCAAGAUAGGACCCCGGACAUUUCUAUCCGUCGCCACACUGCUCUGGGGCUUAACAACCAUCUCAUCUGGCUUUGUGAAGAAGUGGUCUGACCUGAUUCCUCUGCGGCUGAUUCUGGGAUUCUGUGAAGCUGGUUUCUUUCCAAGUUGCGCAUACCUUUUGAGCUGCUGGUAUCCCCGGUAUGACCUUCACAAGCGAAACGCGGUCUUCUACCUCAUUGGCAAGAUAGUCUCGGCCUUUGCCGGCAUUCUUGCCCUUGGUUUCUCACAACUAGAGGGUUCUGGUUCCGGGCCAAUCUGGUGGGGGCGCAUUCACAAAACGAAACAAGGCAACGGCAGCUACAUCAGCAAAAUUGCCGCAGGGAUCGCCGGCUGGCGCUGGAUCUUUAUCCUACAGGGCAUUCUCACCUGUGUGGUUGCGCUCGCUGCCUACAUAUUUGUGCUGGGGUUCCCGGAUGUUGCGAACGCAGCGUGCGGAUUCCGUCUUGAUAAGAAGGAGGCUGCCUUUGUGAUUGCUCGAAUCGAAUUAGACCGACAGGAUGCGUCACCAACGAAAUUCAAUUUGAAGAAAUAUCUCGCCGGAGCUCUGGAUCUCAAAAUCUGGGGCUUCGCUGCGAUAUUGGGCCUAAAUUCCGUCACCGCCACUGCCAUGGGGUACUUUCUUCCCAUCAUAUUGAAAGACGGCAUGGGCUUCAGUGUCGUUGCUUCUCAGUGCUUGACUGCACCGCCAUGCCUGGCCGCCGCUAUCAUCAUGUACGCCAUGGCACACUAUAGCGACAAGUGGCGUAUUCGGUCGCCAUUCAUCAUUUUCAACGGCUGCUGCCUGCUAAUAGGCCUCCCACUCCUCGGUUUCACAACUAGCCCUGCGGUUCGCUACAUCGGCGCCUUCAUUACCACCAUAGCAACCAUGUCCAACCUGCCGUGCGUUCUGACCUGGCAGGCAAACAAUAUCAGAGGCCAGUGGAAGCGAGCCCUUUGCUCUGCUACCUUGGUUGGCAGCGGGGGCAUAGGUGGCAUUGUUGGAUCCCUCGUGUUCCGAACUCGAGAUGCGCCGACGUACAGAUUGGGGGUGAGUGUCGCCCUCGGGGCUAGCGCUCUUACUAUUGUUGUUACUCUGCUGCUUGUUCUUAAGUUUAUGCGUUGCAAUAGAAGAGCGGCUGCGGGGGGAAAGUUGAUUGCAGGUCUGGAGGGCUUUCGGUAUACCCUCUAG